AUUUUAUGCCACGAUUUUUUUCAUCUUACCCAACGAUCCGAGCUUGUGUCGGUAUCGCUUCUUGGAUUCCUGUAAUAAUUUGGAGUUUAGACCAUGGAUACACUAUAAGCUCUGUAAGCGGGCGAUCUAUGCAGCCAACAUUUAAUCCAGAUUCAAACAAACUCACUAGAGAUAUUGUUUUAUUGAAUCGUCAAGCCGCUAUUAGCCAUAAAUACAAAAGGGAUCUUGAUUGGGUUAGCGCACCAGAUGACCCAGAUAAGGUGAUAACCAAAAGAAUCAUAGCUUUAGAAGGAGAUACAGUUUUCACACUGCCACCAUAUCCAGAUAAAUUUUUAAGAAUACCGAAUGGACAUUGUUGGGUUGAAGGUGAUGAUGUGUAUCACAGCAAAGAUAGUAACACUUUUGGGCCG
Messenger RNA from Dentiscutata heterogama, 410 nucleotides. The record is from the annotation of a GenBank genome assembly. NCBI's taxonomy places the organism in Eukaryota, Fungi, Glomeromycota, Glomeromycetes, Diversisporales, Gigasporaceae.